CACUUCCUCAUCUUCCUCAGCAGUCCAUCUGCUCAGCGUAGUUUCAGGGUUAUCAUAUCGAUAGAACAACAACUGGACGUAAUAUCAACAAACACGUGCAUCACUAUGUGGGCUUUCAUCUUAUAUUUCAUCUGUGUGGAAGUGGGUGGAGAGGUGGAUGGCCUUCAAACAGUUAAAGUGAUGGAGGGAGGUGUCCUCAAUCUGCAUCCAGCAGACGAUGAUCUGAAGGGGGAUGUUCAGAUACUGUGGACGUUUGAAAGUGGCAGACAGAGCACUCGGGUCGCACAGAGGCAUCAUGGGAAAAUAUACACUCAUUACGACAUGAGAUUUGCAGGCAGAGUGCAGUUAGACCGAAAAACAGGAAUAUUAAUCAUCGCGGGCAUCAGGACUAAUGAAUCUGGGAUGUAUAAAGCCUUAAUCAUUACUAAUACACGCACCUCAACACGGAAAUACAAGGUUGAUGUUUACGCAUCCGUCUCUGUUCCUGCCAUCAGCAGCAGCUCGUCAGUUAGUGUGCACCAAUCUACAGGUACAUCACUGGAAACAGAGGAGGUCUGCUCCGUGUCCUGCUCGGUGAGAAACGACCGAGACGUGUUCAUCUCGUGGUACAAAGGAGGUGAACUGUUGAACCGGACCAGCGAUCCUGAUCUCAACAUCAACCUCAGUUUACCAUUAGAGCUUCAUCAUGAUGAUCCGGAGAUCUACAGCUGUACAGCAACAAACCCGGUGAACAACAAAACCGUCCGUCUUCACAAAGACAUCUGCCCACGACAGGAAGGUUGUGUGGAUCGCUGCGGGGUCACCGAGGCUCUGGUUCGUCUGGUUCUGUCUGGUCUGGUGGGAAUCUUCACCGUUGGGUUUCUGCUCGAACAUCUGAGCUCCUGCUCGUCUCAGAGAAGAGCUGCUUCAUCUGUGUGACGGGGACUUAUUCUCUUGCAUUUUAUAACCGUCAACCAGUUUCUAUCUAACCAAAACAACAAAUAAAUCUAUUUUAUAUGCGUCGCAUAUAUAAAAUGUAUACUUUAGAAUUUAAAAAUGAAAGCAUGCAGACUAGGUUCUUAGGUUAGGUUAUUGUUUUGUUGUGCUUGAAGAACAGACGAUGAGAUUUAACAGAAAAGUUUCAUCUACACAUAUUUAUCAUGUAUAAAAGGUUAAUGGUGUACCACCGGAAGCAUAAAUAUAAAAAUUGUAAUUGAAAUAUUUUUAAAUGCACUUUUUUCGCUCAACUCUGACAUCAAAUGU
Molecule: messenger RNA, 1242 nt
Organism: Puntigrus tetrazona (Sumatra barb)
Lineage: Eukaryota; Metazoa; Chordata; Actinopteri; Cypriniformes; Cyprinidae
Exons: 5
Coding region: 106-918 (270 amino acids)
Source: RefSeq, a predicted model, not a curated record